AUGAGUCGACGUUUACGUUUUACAGGCCUCAGCUGGGGCUUAGAGUGGCUUACGCUUCUGGCUUUUCCUGUUCAUUGGUGUUGCCUAGGAGUGAAUAAUCCCCAGUUCCAGGCAAAGUUCGACAGCACGAACCGAGCACUCGCCGAAGUCAAGAAAACAAUUAACACAUACACACACACCCGCAUACUCCAGACGGACAGUGAUAGAUGGCUCAACGUGAGAUACAGAACAUUCCUCCGGCAGCCCAUAUCAUCGCAAAAGAACAAAAUCGCCAAGUUCAACAUGCUCGUGCAUGCCGCAGAUAUUGCAACAGACGCCUGGAUGUUCCAAGAGAAGAAGAAGCUCGAAGAGUUUCAACUGUUCAUACCUCUUUACUCUUGUCCUGUCUCUAUUGUCCACCGUCUCAAAACGACAACAUAA
Molecule: messenger RNA, 420 nt
Organism: Aspergillus ochraceoroseus IBT 24754
Lineage: Eukaryota; Fungi; Ascomycota; Eurotiomycetes; Eurotiales; Aspergillaceae
Exons: 3
Coding region: 1-420 (139 amino acids)
Source: RefSeq, a predicted model, not a curated record